This is a messenger RNA of Neolamprologus brichardi, 823 nucleotides long. The record is from RefSeq and is a predicted model, not a curated record. NCBI's taxonomy places the organism in Eukaryota, Metazoa, Chordata, Actinopteri, Cichliformes, Cichlidae.
AAACCCCUCCUUUCUCUGUGAAUGUGCGGAGCGGAGCGUCGUGUGGCAGUACGGUGCGUGUGUGCUGGAGGUACCGCAGAGGUUUCUGGAUAUACCAUUCACACUCUGAGGUGGAGCUCAACCACUUUUGGAUAUUGGCUGUUUUUUCUUCUUUUUAAAAACUAUUUUAAGAAACACCAUGCCAAACUGGGGCGGAGGCAACAAGUGCGCAGCAUGCCACGGGACGGUUUACCACGCGGAGGAAGUGCAGUGUGAUGGCAAGAGCUUCCAUAAAUGCUGUUUUCUCUGCAUGGUCUGCAGGAAGGGUUUGGACAGCACCACUCUGGCCAGUCAUGACCAGGAGAUCUACUGCAAAUCGUGCUACGGGAAAAAAUACGGUCCUAAAGGCUAUGGCUAUGGACAGGGAGCAGGAACACUCAACAUGGAUCGGGGAGAACGGCUGGGAAUCAAGCCUGAAGAGACCCAGACUCACAGACCCACGACCAACCCCAACCCAUCCAAAUUUGCUCAGAAGUUUGGCGGUUCGGAGAAAUGCGCCCGGUGUGGAGACUCGGUUUACGCAGCCGAGAAGAUCAUGGGGGCAGGCAAGGUGAGAGUUUUACCUGAAACAGCAUGUUAUGCCAAGAACUUUGGCCCCAAAGGGUUCGGUUAUGGCCAAGGAGCCGGCGCUCUGGUUCACGCUCAGUGAUGGCUCGGUGGGACCACAGUCACUCGUCUACAUUCCUCUGCCCAACAUGAACAUAUUUCAUCCUCGAUGCUUUGAUGCUGUUGAUACAAAUAAUAAAAACAAACAUGAACAAACCAACGGGUCACAUUUGACUGU